Staurois parvus is the source of this 473-nucleotide messenger RNA. The record is from the annotation of a GenBank genome assembly. Lineage: Eukaryota; Metazoa; Chordata; Amphibia; Anura; Ranidae.
AUGGGCCCCUGUACCGCCUCCUCAUGCUGCUGCCAGGCCCGUAAUCUGCCAUGGGCCCCCGUACCGACUCCUCAUGCUGCUGCCAGGCCCGUAAUCUGCCAUGGGCCCCUGUACCGCCUCCUCAUGCUGCUGCCAGGUCCAGAGUGUGUCAUGGGUCCCUGUACGGCCUCCCAUUGCUGCUGUCUCUAUCGCCACACUCUGCCAUGUGCCACUUUCAGGUCUCCUCACACUGCUGGUGGUUUCCAUUUUUGUCAUAGGGUGCUGUAUGGCCUCAUUGCUGCUGCCUCCACCGCCACACUGUGGCUCCACACUCUGGUUUUGGCCCCGUGACUGCCCAAAUGAGUGAAGUGUGCGGUGAUUCUAAGAUCGACGGCACUCAUCUGCAUGUCAUACUGCCUGACAGUAUUAUUUCUCUUCCCCAGCAGACUCCAAGGGCAUUUAAAUUAAAGGUACAGUGUUCAGCACUAAUAUUA